This is a messenger RNA of Moneuplotes crassus, 1713 nucleotides long. The record is from the annotation of a GenBank genome assembly. NCBI's taxonomy places the organism in Eukaryota, Ciliophora, Spirotrichea, Euplotida, Euplotidae.
AUGUACAACUUUUCAAAGAAGUUCUUCUCAAUCAGUUAUAAGCAUGUAAGGCUUAGCUUUGGAGAUAAUGCAAGGGCCAAAGUAGCUGAAGGCAUGAGGAUCAUGGCUAACGUAACCUCCAAGACAUACGGCCCUGGAGGAAGAAAUGUAGCGCUCGAGUAUGAUUUAGGAGAUCCAAAAAUCACAAAAGAUGGGGUCACAGUUGCCAAAAAUGUAUUUUUUAAAGAUAGAGAGAAGGAACUAGGAGCCAAAUUGUUGAAAAGGAUAGCAGAUUCUACAAACAAAUACUGUGGAGAUGGUACAACUCUCUCAGCUAUUUUUGGAACUUCCUUAGUUUCUAAAUCAUGCAAUGCAAUAACCCAUGGGAUUCACCCAACAAUGUUGAAAAGGGGUAUUGAAAAGGGAAGAGAUUCUGCUCUUGAAAUAUUGAAGCAAUUUGUAAUGCCAGUGACUAAUGAGGAAGAGCUUAAGAACAUAUGCCUAGUUUCCUCUAAUUACAAUGAAGAGAUUGCAGAUAUUACUUCAAGAGCUAUUAAUAGCAUUGAUUCCACGGUCGGAAUGUUCGGAAAUUUAGAAAUUGAGCCCAGUAAAGUUGGCAAGAACCAAUUAGAGAUCAACAAGGGUCUUUAUAUUGAUAGAGGAUUUGUUUCCAAUGAAUUUUGAAACACCUCCUAUGGGGAUGAAAUUAUGCAAGAAGUUACCCUAGAUUACCCCAUGAUUCUGAUUGUCCACGACCCUAUCAAAAAGAAUGAGCAUAUAGUAAAAGUGAUGGAUUUAGCCAAGAAGAAUAAACGCUCUUUGCUCGUCAUCUCCACAGAUUUAAGAGAAGGUCCAUUGAGUUCAAUGGUCUAUAAUGCUCAAAAGGACGUCAUUAAUUGAUGCGCAAUCAAUGUUCCCUAUAUGGUUGGGAAAGAACAAGAUUACCUAGAAGAUUUAGCUGUGAUAACAGGCGCUACUAUCCUCAAAAAUGAUAAUAUGGUUGAUGGAAUAGAGCAAGUCAAACUCGAGCAUUUUGGAUCUGCUGCUAAAGUAAUUAUCUCAGAAUUAAAAACACAAUUCAUCAAAGGAGCUGGAACUGACAAAGAAAUUGAUAAGCACAUGGAAGUGAUCAAAGCAAGGAUUGAACAAGAGCCUUCAAAACAUUUUAAAAAGAUUAUGAGAGAUCGUUUUACCAAGCUUAACCAACUUCAAGCCACAAUUUAUGUGGGAGGUACCACUGACGUUGAGCAAGGAGAGAUUAGAGAUUUGAUAGUAGACUCACUAAACUCAGCCAGAGCAGCUUUAGAGCAUGGAAUCCUACCAGGAGGAGGAGCAGCAAUGUAUCAUGCCAGUAAAUUACUUCCAGUUUACACUAAUAUUGAAAUGUUUGAGGAAAGUGUUGGGCUUAAAAUAUUCCAAGAUUCAAUGCAACUGGCUAUCAGAAAAGUUAUCGAAAAUUCUGUUGGUGAAGACUUGGUUGGUCAUUACCUCCAAGAAAUUAAUAAAAAAGAAAACUAUUUAUACGGAUACAAUUGUAAAACAGAAAAGGUAGAAAAUCUCUAUGAAGCAGGAAUACUUGAUAGUUACAAAGUAAUCAGUUCAGUUAUUGAAGACGCUUCUCGUUUAGCAACAAUGGUCAUAAUGGUAGAAUGAAAUGUAGUCAAGAUGAAGAAUUAUACUCCUAUGCCCGUGUCUGAGCAUCAGAAUUAUAGAGAAUUCUUCUAAAUCCUCCUU